CACAGGUAGAGAUAGCCAGGUAGGUGUUGCAUCAGCCAGCGCCGUAAGGAAGGCUGACUAACUGACUGGCUGUCCCGCGAGGUAAGGCAAGGCAUGACCAUUGCGAGACUGGGAACUGUCGUCUCUGGUUGCCGUGGACACUGAGUCGCUAACACUACACGAGGGACAUAGAUUAAGCCUGUUGUCCUGCUGGCCUGCUGAUAACACGGACACCUGUUACGCCUUUCAUAGCCUAGCAGGACUUCCCCAGGGCUUAUAAGGGCCACUAGAUCUUCGCAUUCCAGAGAAGGUUGUUGGUGUGAAGACUGACACUGCACGGGUUAGCUUACACCGUUCAAGGGUUGCAGCCAUGCCAGUGAAGUGUACUGCAGAUUGUGGGAGAAAUGCUGUUUUAAAGAGACCAAAGACGGGAGAUGCGCUGUGUAAGGAGUGCUUCUUCCGAGCCUUUGAGGAGGAGGUCCACCACACCAUCACGGCAGCAAAACUUUUUGUGCCCGGCGACUAUGUUGCUAUUGCUGCGUCAGGAGGCAAGGAUUCCACUGUGCUGGCUUAUGUCAUGAAGCUUCUCAAUGAUCGGUACAAUUAUGGGCUGAAGCUGGUGCUGCUCUCUGUUGAUGAAGGAAUCACUGGUUACCGGGAUGACAGCCUAGAAACAGUGAAGCGCAAUGAGCAGCAGUAUGGAAUUCCUCUCAAGGUGGUGUCUUAUGAGGAGCUGUAUGGCUGGACCAUGGAUCGCAUUGUGGAGCAGACAGGUCGGCGAAGCAACUGUACAUUCUGUGGAGUGUUCCGGCGGCAGGCCUUGGACCGGGGAGCUGCCCUGCUGGGGGUGGACAAGAUAGUCACAGGACACAAUGCAGAUGAUAUUGCUGAGACUGUCCUGAUGAACAUCCUGCGUGGGGACGUGGCCAGACUGCAGAGGUGUACAGCCAUUGUUACGGGUUCAGAGGGAGUCAUAUCAAGGUCCAAACCUUUCAAGUACACUUAUGAGAAAGAAAUUGUGAUGUAUGCUUACUUCAAGAGGCUUGACUACUUCUCAACAGAGUGUAUCUAUUCCCCAAAUGCUUACCGUGGCCAUGCUCGGGUGUUCCUCAAAGAUUUGGAGAAGGUGCGGGCAACCUCCAUCAUUGAUGUAAUACACUCAGAAGAAUCAUGGUUUCAUCCAACCUUGCUUCAUAGACAUCCAGUCCUGCCACUGUCUGUUGAGCAUGGAAUGAGGAAACAAAAAAGCAAGAGAACUAUUUAACUAAGCAGAGUGAAUGCUGAGGUAGCAAGACUGCAAGAGCUAUGGAAAGAAUGCUUAGAGAAAUGACAAGAGAAUUACUGGGAGAAAUAAAGGGUGGUGGAAGGAACAUACAAGGAAUGUGCUGGGAAGGAAAAAGGAAACAAAAAUAAUAGGAACAAAGCAGAUCAAAGAAGGACGAGAUGGAGUGCAAAAGGGCAAAUAAAGGUGGAUGUAUGUAAAGCAGUGGCAGGGUUGAAGGCAGAGGCUUGUCAAGAAUUGUGUGAAGAGCUGGAAACACCUGAGAGAGAGAGAGGAAACAAGAACAAGUCAACAGAGGAUGUAUGUACAUCAUGCAAAAUAUAUGAGGGAUGCAAGUCGUACACACCAAGGG
Molecule: messenger RNA, 1613 nt
Organism: Portunus trituberculatus (swimming crab)
Lineage: Eukaryota; Metazoa; Arthropoda; Malacostraca; Decapoda; Portunidae
Gene: Ctu1
Product: cytoplasmic tRNA 2-thiolation protein 1-like
Exons: 10
Coding region: 350-1243 (297 amino acids)
Biological process (GO): tRNA wobble position uridine thiolation
Cellular component (GO): cytosolic tRNA wobble base thiouridylase complex; mitochondrion
Molecular function (GO): tRNA binding
Source: RefSeq, a predicted model, not a curated record